This is a messenger RNA of Odocoileus virginianus texanus, 4649 nucleotides long. Lineage: Eukaryota; Metazoa; Chordata; Mammalia; Artiodactyla; Cervidae. The record is from RefSeq and is a predicted model, not a curated record.
UCUGUUUGUUUUUGGUUUUAUUGUGUUUGUUCAUUUGUUUGGGAGUCUUUUAGAUUCCACAUAGGAGUGAAAUCGUACAGUAUUUGUCUAUGUGUGACUUAUUUCACUUAGAAUAAUACCUUCAUGUUGUCACGAAUGGCAAGGUGUCAUGCGUUCUGUGGUUGAAUAAUAUUCCAUUGUGUGUAUGUACCACAUCUUCUUUAUCCAGUCAUCCAUCAGCGGUCACUGACGUUGUUUCCGUAUCUUAGCUGUCAUAAAUAAUAGUGCAGUGAACACAGGGGUGCAGAUAUCUUUUUGAGUUAGUGUUUUCAUGUUCUUCAGAUAAAUACCCAUGAGUGGAAUAUCUAGGUCAUAUGGUAGUUCCAUUCUUAACUUUUUGAGGAAUCUCUAUACCGUUUUGCAUGAUGGCUGCCCCUGUUUACAUUCCCACCAACAGUGGGCCACCAUCCCUUUCCCCUACAUGGUUGCCAGCAUUUGUUUUAUGUGGUCUCUUGGAUGAUGGCCAUUCAGACAUGUUUGCGGUGAUCUCUCAUUGUGGUUUUGAUUUGCCUUUCCCUGGUAAUUCCUGAUGUUGAGCGUCUAUUCAUGUACCUGCUGACCAUCCAUAUAUCUUCUUUGAAAAAUGUCUGUUCAGCUCCUCUGUGCACUUUUUAAUCAGGUGGUUUGGUUUUUUUGGUGGAUGUGUAUUAGAUCUUCAUAUAUUUUGGAUUUUAACCCCCUAACGGGUAUAUGAUCUCCAGCUAUCUUCUCCCACGCAGUAGGUUGCCUUUUUGUUCUGAUGAUGAUUUCCUUGGCUGUGCAGAAGCUUUCUAGGAUGGGGUAGUCCCGCUUGUUUUUGCUUCUGUGUCCCUUGCCUUUGGAGUCAGAUGCACUAAAGCAUCUCUCAGAACAGGUAGUGUCUCCUCUUUGGUGUCCUUCCCAGUCUCUGUCCUACAGGGUACCCACCUGUUGCCCGCCCCCGCCCCCUGCUGUUGCAUCAUAGCCAGUUCACAUCCUGGCUGUGAUGCUUCACUUGCUCUGGCUAAAUUACAUGCCUGCACCAAGUGUCAUCCCUGUUCCUCUUCAUUUGUCAUCCCGUGUCUAAUGAGGCUCUGGUGGCGAUGGGUGGGGACCAGAAGAGCAGCUAUUGUUCUCUGCAGACAGACUUGCUCUCUCCCGACUCCCCGGGGCCUUGAGCCUCUUUGUACUUUGAGUCUGCACAGAUAUGGCAAGAGGCAGGCUCUAGCCUCAGGGCGACUGAGCCAGAGGCCGACUGCAGAGGAGCUGGAGCAGAGGAACAUUUUGAAACCUCGGAAUGAACAAGAGGAACAAGAGGAGAAGAGAGAGAUCAAGAGGAGGUUAACCCGAAAGCUCAGCCAGAGGCCCACAGUGGAGGAGCUUCGGGAACGGAAGAUCCUUAUCCGCUUCAGCGACUACGUGGAGGUGGCCGACGCUCAGGACUAUGACCGCAGGGCCGACAAGCCCUGGACCCGCCUCACCGCUGCUGACAAAGCUGCCAUUCGGAAGGAGCUCAACGAAUUUAAAAGCACUGAAAUGGAAGUUCACGAAUUGAGUAGACAUUUAACAAGGUUUCACCGACCUUAACAGUCGAAUUCCUCUUGAGUGCUAUGCUGUCUUCAAAACAUAAAUUUAUAAGAACCAUAAGUGCUGGUAUUUAUUCACUUCCCCAUUAUGAUGUAAAUCUUCUGAACUGCCUUUUUUUUAAAAGAAGAAGAAAAAGAAAAGGAAACACAGUCAGGAUUCUGUUUGCAAAAACACGAUGGUUACAGCUCUGUGGUCAGAGCUGCUGGCGCCGCCGCGGAUAAGGGACCAUGCCCCGUCCCGGGGGCACCGAAGACCUGCCCGCCCUCGGUGUGGCCCUGGGCCUCAGGCCAGCAGGUACCGUGUUCACUGAGGCUCCCCGAGCCUGUGCCGCCAAAGUGUCUGUCACCUGAGUCCAGAGAAUGCCGAGCCGGUGGAUCUGUCGUGGGACGACUGUGCAGAAGCAGGCGGUCCAGGGGUGGCGCCCGAUCAGGAGGCUGCUGAAGGAGUCCACACCACUCACGCAGUGAACUAAGGGGAGAGCCCUUCCCCGGGGGAGCCUGUGGUCGCUGGGCCGUCCUCAGAGUGCGUGCGCUCCAGGUGCAGAGGCGGGCACGAGUGCCUGUCCUGUCCCCUCUGGCUGAGCCGGCUGCCCUCCAGGCAGCUCUGGUGUUGCAGGGGAAGUCCGUCGUUAGACGAGCCUGGAGUCAUGGGGGAUCUUACGCAUGCCAGCAGCCUCUGUCUUGGUGGCAUCAUGCGUGUGAGCGUAUGGUCACUGUGGAGGGCACCCAGGCUGGGGUAACCAACCGCCUGGCUGAUGUUCAUUCUCUCUGCGCUAUACCCCAGGGCUGGGGACCGGGUGGCCGGGCCCUUAAUGGCCUCUGAGUCGAGGACCAGGCCAGGAUCCAUUCCUGAAGGGCUGGCUUCCCCCAGCGGUGUCCUCCACAGCAACCCAAGGCCCUUCCAGGCUUGCGUGCCUGGACGUGUCGGGGCAGAAGCCCCAGCAUUGGGGUAGACACCGGCCCCGCCCGCCGGGAGGUACCUGCUUAUCCAGGGAGCAUCCCUCCUCUCCGUCUGGAGGCUGGUGAGGGUGACCGAGGUGGGAUCUCCGUCCGUCCUUCUCACCUGUGAUCACAGGAGAGUGGUGGGGGCAGGGUACUGCAGAGGAGGGACCGCUAUGGACCCUGACUGCUCUCAGCAGGGGGCUGCCUGAGCUGCUUCUGAUUUCCUUCCCCUCGGCAGCGGCCGCGAAAGCUCCGCCUGGCCUUCUGCCAUGAUGUGCCAUGAUCUUCUGCGAGCCUUCUGCCAGCUCUCGAAAUGAUGGCUCGCACCCCACCACACAGGCCCAGGCUUUAGGAUGAUGCCAGCUUGGCCUUCACAAAAAAAAAAAAAAAAAAGAGGUAACCAGUCCCCACCCCAAGCUGCGUGGGAUCACGUUACCCUGGGGCUGCCCCGCCAUCACCAUGGGUGAGGGUGGGCUCCUCCUCCGCUGGCGCUCACAGCUCCCCAGGGCAGUGUCACCGUGCACCUGGCGGGCAGCUCGGGCAGUGUUCCAGGCGGUGCCCGCCGGCCGGUGCCAAGCUGGUGCACACUUUCCUCGCAGCGCCUGGCGCCCAGCCCUGGUAAAACGCAUCACCCCCUUCCUUUCCUCUUUGAAUGUUGAAUCCCGAUAGUUAACCGCCGUGGGUGGAGGUGUUGUUCAGGGAAAACGUGGCCAGGAUUUUAGCAUGGCUGUAAACACUGUCUUCCCGAAACUUACUGACAUUUGAAUGUGCAGAUGGUGUGAUGAAGGAUGCGGGGCUCUUCUGUGUAACUCCUUUGCGUGGGCAAGUGUUCCCGGCCGAGGUGCCCACCUUGGCUGGGGUCUGAGCCUGGGCUUCUAGUGGCGUGAUGGUCAGCCUCCUCCUGGCCCAGGAGCGAGUCCUAAGGGACCUCAUGCCACUGCCUGGACACCUACCACACAGGCCAGGGGCUUCUCUGUGGGCCUGGGUUCCAAGCCUUUCAGAUUCUUGGGAACACGAUGCCUCAAGUUCCUUGCAGCCGCCUGCCAGGGGUCCUGGGUUCUCACCCAAAGUGCCCCAUUGUUGCAGCCACUUUGCACAUGGAAGAAACUGAACACAGUUUCUGCUUCUCCUGCAGAGUAGCUUUUUCUGGAAGUGACUCCCUGCAAAUUGAAGGGUGCCCCUCCCGUGUCACUGCCCCCGAGUUGGGCUCUCCCGAGCCCACUGGAAGCGGCUCAGCAACGUCUGUAGGCCACAGGGUGGACUCUGCUGUCUUUCCUUUCUUGAGGCGUUUACAGAAAUCUAUCCAAAUUUCCUUUUUGCCACAUUGUUAAAACACCUGAAAAAAAUGUAUUUCUUUCCAAAAUGACAAUUUGAUAUAAGGGGGGUGGAAAAAAGGUAGGCUGGCUGGUUUACAGAGCACCUUUUUUCUGAAAAAGCUACAAUUGGAGCUUUUUGUCAUUUGCAUUAGCACAAGAACCACCUGAGAUUUCUCAAAUCAAAGCAUUUCCCUCUGAUCAAUCAAACACUGCCCGAGGUCCCCACCCCAUCCAGGACUGAGGAGACUGCCAUGGGCCUACCUGCUCCUUGGAAAUCGCUGACCAAUUCCUCCGCAAAGGCCCUCAAAGCUCUGUAAAACUUUAGCCUUUAUGUCAGAUUAGAGAAACCAAACGAUGUGACGGUGGAUGUGAUGAAAACCUCCGAGCUUAUUUUUCUCCUGCCUAUGAACGUGUAUUUAUACUUGCCGAAUGAAAACCGUGAUGUGCGCUUCGGUGAAUGGAAUUUCAGGCUCCCCCUGUGCACAGUCAGUGGGCGAGGGUCACCUUCAACGACUUUUUCUUCCCAUUUGUCUCUCGAUCCCCCAAAUGGUUGCUUUUCUCUGGUUGCUUCCCGGGUGUCUGUACAUAGUUUGUCUUUGUACUGGAGCGCGCUCCCGUGUUCUGCUUUAACAGACGAUGGCUAUCUGAGGAAGACAAUGUAAAUAGAAUACAAAUUAAACUGGAGCUCUAUGGCCUAGGUUUUGUACAGACAGAAACUGCAUGGUAUUUAAAUUAUUGUUUGUCUCUGAUGAUGUAUGCAGUUUCUUUAAAAACAAACCAAAAAAAAAAAAAAAGUCUUAAAAAAAAA